AGUUUUAUUUUUAUUGGAUGCUUGAUAUUUAUUUUAAAAUUUAAUUAUUUUAAGUUCGCACCUUAUAGAAUUAAAGCCAUUUUUGGCAAAAAAAAUUUAUAUUCAAAAUUUUUAAUUAAAAAAAAAACAAAAACAAUCCCAUCCACUGGGGCUCUAUUUAACUACAUAGCAGGCCCUUUUGCAAGAUCAUUAAAAAGGGGCAACUCAAGUAGGAAAAAAGAGAAAGAAUGAAUAUGGAGGUUAUUGGGGAUGGAAGGAAAAUAUGCAGAGAGAAUAGCCCAGAUAGAGAAAGAGGUAAAUCACAAAGCAACAGAGUAGUAUUGAUGAGAGCAAGUUUUAAAAAGGUUCAAGUUGUGUAUUACUUGUCAAGAAAUGGACAACUUGAACAUCCUCAUUACAUCGAAGUUACUCAUCUUGCUCAUCAACAUCUUCGAUUGAAAGAUGUCAUUGAUAGGCUUACUGUGUUGAGAGGCAGAGGCAUGCCUUCACUAUAUUCUUGGUCUUGUAAAAGGAGCUACAAAAAUGGAUAUGUGUGGAAUGAUUUAGCUGAAAAUGAUUUCAUCUUCCCUUCUGAAGGAGCUGAGUAUGUUCUCAAAGGAUCUGAAAUUAUUGAAGGUUCCACAGAAAAAUUUCAGCAAAUUCAUAUAGCCGAGAGUCCACAAUUGAUGAGAAACAAGCAACAAGUUCAAGAGUCAAGCAGCUUCUUGCCAAAACGAAAAUCAGAUGGGUCAAAACGACACUCAGAUGAGGCAGAAAUUGUUCAGAACAACGACAAUUACCUAGAAGAAAAUGAUGAAGAAUUAUAUGAAGAGAAAUCAAAUUACAGUACUAGCUCAACCACACCCAAUUCCACUUGCUCUAGAGGUUUAAUUUGUACUGAUGAUCACAACGAGUUAACUCGCAAAAAUAAUCCUACCGAGUUGAUUCACACCAACUCGUUAUCUCCUCCUUCAACAACUUCAUCGUCUCUCUCAGACAAACCAAUUAAUAACGAAACCACCAACACCUCCAAAAGGUUCGAAGACGGUGACCCGGUGGUCGCCGCGUCAUUAUUGAGUCGUAACUCGGUGCUCUUCCAACUCAUCUCCUGUGGCGGAUCGGUGUCGUUUAGAGGGAAGACUAGUACUACCGAUCCGCCACACAUUAUGAAGAAACAACAACCACCGCCGCUGUCUCCACCUCCGUGCACUGUAGUGGCGAGGAAGAGCAGUAGCAGCUGUGCUAGUUUUCAUAAAGGAAUAUUGUGCAAGGCGGUGAAGAAUAAUAAUGUGGAGAUGAAUGAGGCGGAAGAGAUAAAAUACAUGUCGGAGAAUCCACGAUUUGGGAAUUUGCAAUUGGAGGAGAAAGAAUAUUUCAGUGGGAGCAUUAUCGAAUCAAUGACGAUGGAGGAGAGAACCGCUCAAGUUGAUCCACAAUUGAAGAAAUCAUCUUCCUACAACGAAGAGAGGAGCUCAAAGGCAGGACUGAGAGAAGUAGUAGCAAAAGAAGAGGAGGAAUUGAACAAGGAAAAGGCUAUAAAAGGAAAAUGCAUCCCCAGGAAAAAGUCUUCUUCUAAACACUCCAAAAUAUGACCUUUCUUCUGAUCUUUUCACCAAAAGCUCUUCUUUGGGACUUUACUUGCAACUUUUAGUUAUAACAGUACCUACUUUAGGCUUUUAGCUCUCUUUCCAAAGUGCCCAAAAAAAAAAAAGAUUUCUAGUUCUAAAACUUGGUUUCAUCAGAAUUCAGGGAAACAAAGGAAGUGGGAUUCACUUUAGGAUUUGUUAUUGAACUCUUGCUCUGUAAGGCAAAAUCCUAAGUUUGUUAGGCACCUUUGUAUUUGUGUCCUAACACUUUUCAUCCUAAAAGAACAUGACAAUUAACAUUAGGGGUAUCAAUGGUACAAUUUGGUUAAUUUUUGAUGUCAAUGUUCUGACACUUUCCGAAAUCGUUUUAUUAUCUUGGUCUGUUUUUUUUUAUAUGAGUUCGGUUCGGUUAAUUUUUGAUAUAU
Messenger RNA from Solanum dulcamara, 1990 nucleotides. Its product is annotated as protein SOSEKI 2. The transcript is spliced from 5 exons. The coding region runs from base 228 to 1571 and encodes 447 amino acids. The record is from RefSeq and is a predicted model, not a curated record. NCBI's taxonomy places the organism in Eukaryota, Viridiplantae, Streptophyta, Magnoliopsida, Solanales, Solanaceae.